This is a messenger RNA of Aegilops tauschii subsp. strangulata, 774 nucleotides long. The record is from RefSeq and is a predicted model, not a curated record. Lineage: Eukaryota; Viridiplantae; Streptophyta; Magnoliopsida; Poales; Poaceae.
AUGCCUUCCUGGAAUGACGGGGAUACAAGCUCAGAGGAUGAGUGCGACAUCACAGACAUGGCUCUUUGGGAGACCCCUGACACCACCGUGGAGCCUCUUUUCUGUGGCCAGCUGGAGCUUUCCGAACCCACCUGCAUGAUGCACCACAUGAGGCCAAUUAAGUGUGUGGCAUUUGAAGGAACCUUAACUGGAAGGCGUUUCUAUGGUUGUCCAGUGCAGCAGAGUGAAGGUGUUAACUGUGGUGUUACUGAGUGGGUUGACAAGCCCUGGCAUCCAAUUCUUCAGAAUUGCUUGUCCAGGUUGUGGGACAUGUACCAUGAACAGAAUUGUGGCAGGGUAGUUGAUAAGCAGAAGUAUGAGAAGCAUUUGGCCAAGCUUAAGACUGAAAAUGACAAGCUGUGCAUUGAGUACACAAAGCUUGUCCAAGAUGUAUCCAAGAUGUUUGAUUGGCAGGAUGGUAGGGUAGGCCACAUGGAUAACCAGAAGGCAGUUGAGGAGGAAGAAUUUGAGAAGAAGAAGAAAGAGGUAGAAGAGAGAGCUAGGUUGGAGGUUCAGAUGGAGAAGCUCAAACUUGCCAAGGAACAAAGGUGCAUUUUACAGAGUCAAGCUGACAUUAUCAAGAAUACCAGGAAGGCAAAGAAGGAGGUUGAACAGGAGAGAGAUUUGCUUAAGAUAGAGAAGGCCAAGCUUGAGCAUGUGGUGAAUGAGCUACUGAGUGAUGGGCAUUCAAGCAAAGAGAAACUUGAGAAAAUCAAGGCCAUCCUUGAUUCAUGA